AUGAGCAAUAAUCUUUAUUCAUUAUGCAAGGAAAUUUUCCCUCCUUCAGGAAUCGACUAUGCUGUAUCUGCAAGGUUUCUGACUCCAGAUGCUCGCAACGUUGUCAUUGCUCGAGGAUCGUUGUUACAAGUGUUUAAAGUUAUAGAAAGGGACACUACUGUGGCUUUUAGUAGUUCUUUAAACAAUUUAAAUUCAACAGAUCUUGACACUAAUGGAGAUCAAGCCAAGACGACUAAAGAUCAGGAUAUUCCUCCCAAAGCUGCCUGUCUGGAGUUGGCUGCGCAAUUCAGAGUUCAUGGAAAUAUCACAUCGUUGGGUGUGGUUCCAAUGAACUAUUCUGGAAAGGCUGAUGCGCUUUUGUUGAGUUUCAAGGAGGCCAAGAUGUCAUUGGUGGAAUACUCACAGUUUACUCAAAAACUAGUAACAGUAUCCAUGCACUAUUUUGAACGCGAAGAGUUUAAGAAACUAGGCUCUAUUGACAGACCACCGCCAGAAAUCAAAGUUGAUCCUCAAGGCUAUUGUGCUGCCAUGAGAAUUUAUGGAGACAGGCUUGCCAUUCUCCCGUUUAAACAAGAUGGUGCAGAUCUGCUUAAUGAUCUUAAUGACGCGAACAGCAAAUAUCCAUUUCGUCCAAGCAUUGUACUACCGUUUCUUGAUUUGGACAAGUCUAUUCGAAACAUUAUUGACUUUACUUUUCUUUUUGGAUACGCUGUGCCUACAAUUGCUAUUAUGUAUCAAACAGAACAAACUUGGACCGCUCGUCUAGGUAUCCGUAAAGACACAGUUUCAAUUGCAGUUAUUUCUCUAGAUACUGCUGAAGAAAGUUAUCCUGUUCUUUACAAAAUUGAAAAGCUUCCUUAUAAUUGCACAAUGCUCGUCUCUGUCCCGACUCCUAUUGGAGGUCUUAUUGUUCUUUCUCACAAUGCGAUUAUUUUCACAGAUCAAAUUCAUGCUCCAGGAAUAGCAUGCAUUGUAAAUGCUUAUUUUGACAGCGAAACAAACAUCAUGCUAACACCGUACGAGCUUCAGCUUGACAUGGUGCAGCCUCGACCACCAAGACCCCCAUCCGUGUUUUUUGCACAGAACAAAUAUACGGAUUACAAAGAGCUGGCCAUCUCUCUUGACGGAAGUCGUGGAAUGUUUAUCAGUCCAGAUAUAUUUUUACUGGUGCUUCGUGACGGUGAAAUGAUUCAAGUAGAUUUGAUAGGUGAGGAGGGUGUUGGCAGAUCUUGGAAGCGGCGAAAAGGCGGAGUCAAGAGUUUUCAAUUGACUCGGCUCGGCAUUCGUAUGACUGCUCCAGUUCAUCUUUUUCCUUUGGCCGAUGCCUCAAAUCCGCUUUCACUUUCUGGCCGAAAUAGUUCUGUCCCACUUGGUGGCUCUUUUUUAGGAUCGCGAGGAUCAAAGCUACGCUAUAAUUAUCUGUUUGCCUCAUCACGAACAACCGAUGCUUGUCUUUUGCAGUUUGUUGAAGUAGAAGAAUUUGCCAAAAGCAGUGUGUCUAUGAAUGGUGCUGCUAAUAUGAACAACACUGACAACGGCGAGGACGAUGAAUUAGACAAAGAUCUAUAUGGUGACUCGACUACCGCAAAGCAAACAGAUACUGACAUGUCUGCACUUCUAAGCUCAGACGAGCAUGGUCAUGGUGAAAUAGUUUCCGAGCAAACACUUCGAUUUCGACUAUGCGAUUCGGUUACUGUAGUGAGCCCUCUUCGUGACUUUGCUGUUGGACUACCAGCCGAGACUUCUGAGCAUAGAUUUUCACCAAAAAUAGGUGGAUGCGACUUGGAAAUUGUUGCUGCAACAGGCCAUGGGCCUCAUGGUCAUCUUGCAAUUUUAAAUCGCAGUGUACGACCACAGAUUGUAACAACAUUUGAACUUCCACAAAUUGAAGAAAUGUGGACUAUUCGAUGUGCCAAGUUUGACAAGGAUUAUCGUCUAGUUUCAGAGCCUACUGAUGCGUUCCAUAAAUAUGUUAUACUAUCGCAUAGUAGUGGUACUUCUAUUUUAAAAGCUGGCGAGGCAUUUACAGAAAUGGACGAUACUACGUUUUAUCAAGCCGGACCAACUGUCGGUGUCGGCGCACUUCUUGAUGAAACCAUUAUUGUUCAAGUUCAUCCAAAUGGCGUUAUUCUUUUUGAUUUUAGCAAAUAUGAUUUUACUAUCAUUGAUCGAUUGAAUACUAAUCGAAUGCAUGCAUUGUAUAUUUUUGUAGAAGGGACAAAACUUCAAGAAAUGCGAGUUGGAGAUGAUGAUAUUUGGGUAAUCUCCUGUUCAUUUAUGGAUCCCUACGCUAUGCUUCUUAUGAAUACUGGGCAUAUUGUACUGCUUUCAUUAGAUGAAACAACACAUCAAAUUACGCAGAUAUCAGAAUACAAGAAGCGACUUGUGAGUACCUUUUCACUGUACUGUGAUCCAACAGGAGGUACAUUACUGCCAACAAACGAAUUGGCAAGUGUAUCACAUGCAAGUCUACUCACUAGCGUAGCUCAAAGACCGUUUUUUAAAUCAAGCAGUAGUGCCAGUAAACGGCUUUCUCAACCAGAUCAUUCUGCAAUGAAUCUUGAUGAUGACGCAGAUCUAUACGGAACUAGUCACUCUCAUAAUAAGAAUACUAAUGUGGCUGAUAUUGAGAUGGAUGAUAUCUAUGGCGACAGCGAUCAGCAAAUUUCAAAUGCCAACACAUCAAGUAGUGCGGCUGAUAAAGACAUGAUGUCUGACACUUUCCCCGAUGCCAAUGAUUUUGCGAAGCGUAGUUCCCAAAACUCAACAAAGCCCUCUCCAACAUAUUGGUGUUUUGUUUACACAGAUACUGGCCAUCUUUUAGUUUACACACUCCCAGAUUUUAAAGAAUGCUGUGCAUUUCCACUAUUUAGCACGCUGCCUGUUUUAGCCAUGGAUGUUCCGCUUUGGCGAUCGCGAAGUAUUGACUCUACAUUUGCAAACACAACAGGUGACGAAUUUGAAGAGAUUUUAGUUGUCAAUCUUGGAAAUAGCAAAGAUAGACAAACUCCGUAUCUUGUUUGUCUUGCAGCAAACGGAGAUUUGGCAGUGUAUAAAAUAUUUGUAUGUCCGACAAGCAGUAAUGAUGACGAUACAUCCUUUGUCAACUCUGGCACAUUCAAGCAAUCUAGAACACCAGCUGAGCUAGAAUUGGAUGCACAGAAUCUCAAAAAACGACUAGCGAUUCGGCUUGUUCGAAUCCCGCACGAUCAGAUCACUCGAGAUUUGCAAUUUUAUACUGAUAACGAAGGCGACAAAAUUGAUUUGGUUCAAGAACCCCAACAUCAGCCUACGUUUUUAAAACGCCAGCAUCUUAAGCCAUUUGAUGCCAUUGGAUGGAGCGGCGGUAACAUGUAUUCUGGCGUUGUUGUCACUGGGUCACGGCCAUGCUGGAUUAUGGUUGCUCUUCAAAGUCGACAACAAGAUCUAGAUGUCAUUUCAUUUGACAAUUCAGUGGCAUGCUCCACUAAGCUUCCUCCAGUACCAUUGUUGGGUACCAAUAUGUUGCGGUUUCAUCCUAUGCCUGUAGAUGGUCCCAUGAAGUGCUUUGCUCCGUUACAUAAUGUCAACGUGGCACAUGGAUUCUUGUAUAUCAAUUGGAAAGGUCUGUUUCGAAUCUGUCAACUUCCACCUCAGUUUAAUUUUGAUCACGACUGGCCCGUGUGUAAAGUCCCCAUUCACAAAACUGUUCAUAAAGUGGCAUACCAUUAUUCUUCACAAACAUACGCAAUUGCUACGUCUACCCCUGAGCGAUUUGAUAUUCCACAUGCUCAAUAUGCAUCUGCUGUUGCAGCAGCUGUUAUUGACGAAGGUGACGAAAUGCCUGAUGCAGAGCGAAAGGUUACUGGUAUUCGAGAACUUUCUGAAAUAAAACCUGGAAUGUAUGAAGCAACUGUGGAUCGGUACAAGAUUGAACUUGUGUCUUCUGUGACAUGGGAAACUGUGGAUUCUAUUGAACUAUCAGAAGCGGAGACUGUUAUGGCUUUGGAAGCUGUCGAUCUUUCCAGCAAGGAAACGAUAUCGGGAAAGAAACUCUACUUGGCAAUUGGAACAGGAUAUUCGCGCGGAGAAGAUUUAUCUAGUCGUGGAAAAUUGCAUUUGUAUGAUGUCAUUGAGGUUGUACCAGAUCCCAACAAUCCUCAAACGAAUCGCAAGUUUAAACAUGUUGAUUCAGAAGAUGAUCGCUCGCCAUUUUCAGCCAUCUGUACUGUCAAUGAUUAUUUGCUAGCUGCCAUUGGUCCCAAAAUCAUCAUGUAUCAACUUGAAGAUGGUGAAAUCACAGGCGUGGCCUUUUUAGACGUCAAUGUAUUUGUCACAUCGCUUAGCUCUGUCAAGAAUUUAAUUCAGAUCUGCGAUAUUCAAAAAAGCGUAUGGUUUGUGGCAUUUCAAGAGGAACCAGCCAAGCUGGCCGUGCUUGGGCGUGAUGUUCAUCCUUUACAAGGCUAUGCCGCCAAUAUGCUGAUUGAUGAUAAUCAGCUUGCGCUUUUAGUUGCGGAUGGUGACAAGAAUCUUCACACUAUGAUUUACGCACCAGAUAAUGUCCAGUCUCUUGGUGGUGAGAGGUUGAUCCGUAAGGGUGAAAUACACCUUGGUCAGCAUGUUUCAAAAUUUAUCAGAAUGCGACGCAAGCCUCUUUUGCGUAAUGAUGCCAUUGUUUUUUCUAAACAAUAUUUAAACGUGGCAGCUACAUUAGAUGGAGCACUGGAGAUUAUAACCCCUGUUUCAGAACGAAUUUUUAAACGAUUAUAUGGCUUGUAUUCUCGCAUGGUAACUAGUAUUGAGCAUAUUGCAGGCUUGAAUCCGCGAGGUUUCAGACAAGCUCAACAUCGUGUGAGACCUAUUACACUUUCUGGGUUUAUUGGACCUCCGGGCCCGCGUGGUAUUCUUGAUGGAGAUCUUCUUUACGAGUAUGUAAGACUAUCACGUACGCAGCAACGCGGCCUUGCUAAAGCCAUUGGAUCAAAGGAUGAUCGUCUCAUGGACGAUUUACUUGAAGUUCUAACCGGGUUAGAUUUUUUUUAG
Messenger RNA from Batrachochytrium dendrobatidis JAM81, 5022 nucleotides. RefSeq names its product cleavage/polyadenylation factor CFT1. Gene Ontology annotation, molecular function: protein binding; nucleic acid binding. NCBI's taxonomy places the organism in Eukaryota, Fungi, Chytridiomycota, Chytridiomycetes, Rhizophydiales. The transcript has 16 exons. Gene Ontology annotation, cellular component: mRNA cleavage and polyadenylation specificity factor complex; nucleus. Bases 1 to 5022 code for a protein of 1673 amino acids. The record is from RefSeq and is a predicted model, not a curated record.